AAAAGGACGUUGAAAAGACGACCGAAACGCAUUUCCAUCAAAAUUUCGCUAAGUCCGGUCGAAUAGUCCCCAGCCUGCGAAACGCUUCUAAAUACAACCAUAAACAAGGCGAUAUGCUGGAAACUGCGCAAGAAUAUCUGUUCAAUAACGAGAAAACUUUCCCAAUGACCAAUGACAGUCCGCUAGUAGUAUCUCUUGAUCAAUGGCCUCCCCUUUCUGAUUUAGAAAUGGCCUCAACCAAUCAAUGGAGAUUACCAGAAGUACCGGAAAAUGAUGUAUUUCACUCCAAGCAAGCAAACUGUUUCAAGCCAACCCAGAAAUCCGAAGAACAAAAAAGUGACUACAACAAUGUGAGCUCAGCAUUCAUCAACAGGAGCGAAGAGCAAGAUAAACCGAUUCCAAAAAUAGCUGAGCUAGCAUAUUUCUGUACCUGCUUCUUCUUUCUAUUUGCAGGAUUCCUUCCCUGUCAAACUUUGCUCACAACAGUCUUCGGAAAUCUUGGCUAUUGGGCACUCUUCGUCCUGUACAUCUUUUUUACCAUCUCAAUUUUCUAUAGUCCCUUGAUCGUCCAAAUAUUCAGCCUGCGAGUUGUCCUGUUCUCGUGCUCGUGCUUGGUCGUCACAUUCGUCAUCUCUAUUCUGGUCACACUCACAAAUCCCGAACAGCUCAGAUUCGUGAUACUUGUGUCUUGCGCAUUGCUAGGAUCAGCACUCGGACCUAUGUGGCUAUCACAAGGUGCCUAUAUAGGUCGUAUCAUUCAAAACGCGCCUCAAAUUGUUGGAAAAUUCAACGGAACAUUUCUCAGUACUUACUUCCUCGCAGGGAUCAUUGGUAAUCUCCUCAUUGCCUUCGCCAUCUAUCUAUCACAGACACCAUCAUACAGACUGCUAUUCUGUAUACUGCUGACUCUAUGUGCCUCUGGGUCUGCCUUAUUCGUAUUCUUGAAAGAACCACAGUCGAAAACACUCGAUUUCGAUACUAAAAGCAUUCUGUCUCGCACAUUUACCAUAAUCAAAGAACGGACUAUCCUGCUCACAACGCCGUACUCCAUCAGCCUGGGGCUCACCUCUACCUUUGCAUGGGGCACGCUCCCACUCCUUCUGCCAGAUCCAAAACUAGUGCCCGUCUUGGGCUGUCUCUACGGUGUCAGUAACCUUAUAUGCUGCGCACUCGCUGGGCAUGGGUUCGAUCGAUUUGGAUGGAUCCCAUUGGGUGUCUAUAAUCUGUCUGCGCUCUUGCUAUCUAUGCUCUCUAUUAUGAUUGCUCAUUCAUACCAAAUAAUAUGGCUUUUCUUUCUAGGUGCACUACUUCUCGGAAGUCUGGAAGGCGUUGAAAACACUAUCAUUCAAAGCACUUACAUGAAACAAUUUCCUGAUAAUGUAAGCUACUGCAUGGCCGCAUUCAGAAUUACAUCAGGAAUUGGUAUAUCAAUAGGCUUUCUAUUAGGCUUAGUUUUACCAUAUCAAUUGUUCAUUGCUCUUGUCACCUUCACCACAAUCUUAGGAUUGGCUCUCAACACCCGUGUCACAGAAAGGGUCAAGUCACAAGAACUAGAAUCAAAAUUAGCUCUGUUUCUAAGCGACUCAUCCUAAAAAAAGCGCGUUCCAUCUUUUCACGCCAACUCCUGUAUUACGGUAUAUACAUUCCUCCUCGACGCAUUAAACGUGAAUGCACCAGUCAGAACCCUACAAAAAACAUGUCAAUGACCUGUCAAUAUUUGACACACUCAUGUACAAGCGUACAAGCGAAUAUGAAUCAUGCACAUACCUCAUAGCAUGCAUCUGACCACGUCAACUUUAAUCAGACAUAAAAAACAUCAUUCAUUUGUUUACCUUCCAGUUAUGUAAAAAGCAGGCUUUUGCGCUUGAAUAAAAACAUCAUUUUUACGUAUAGUGAGAC
This is a messenger RNA of Schistocerca gregaria, 1899 nucleotides long. RefSeq lists its product as uncharacterized. NCBI's taxonomy places the organism in Eukaryota, Metazoa, Arthropoda, Insecta, Orthoptera, Acrididae. Gene Ontology annotation, biological process: transmembrane transport. The record is from RefSeq and is a predicted model, not a curated record. Bases 114 to 1592 code for a protein of 492 amino acids. Gene Ontology annotation, molecular function: transmembrane transporter activity. The transcript is spliced from 2 exons.